GUGUUCUAACACCGGCUCGAGCCCCAGCGGGCGAGGCGACGCUCCGGCGCCAGGACUCGGCACCGCGCCUUCUUCCCCCAGUUUGUUGGGCUGCAUGACCCCUGCCUCCCCCCACACCCCCGUCGGUGCCGAAGGGAACCUGGUUCUGGGCGGCUGGAGCCCACUGGGAAUGGCGGCCCCUUCUAUGAAAGAAAGGCAGGCUUGCUGGGGAGCCCGGGAUGAGUACUGGAAGUGUUUAGAUGAGAACACAGAGGACGCUUCUCAGUGCAAGAAGUUAAGAAGCUCUUUUGAAUCGAGUUGUCCCCAACAGUGGAUAAAAUAUUUUGAUAAAAGAAGAGACUACUUAAAGUUCAAAGAAAAAUUUGAAGCAGGACAAUUCCAGCCUUCAAAACCAACUGUGAAGUCCUAGGCUAUUCCUGAACUUGUCAGAAGGGUUGAAAACGAUUCUCUCGCCAAUGCUCCGCUGACCGUGGCAAUGAUGGGACUCACCAUCAGUACUUGUUCCACACGCAAAUGGUCAAGUAACAGAUUCCAUCAUUCACACUAUGAAGAGUCGAAAUGGUAUGAAGUAUGCUUAGUUUUAAUGUAGUCAGAAAUCUAUAUUUUAAGAAAAAUUAAAGCCUAUUAUAAAAACCCA
Molecule: messenger RNA, 637 nt
Organism: Neofelis nebulosa (Clouded leopard)
Lineage: Eukaryota; Metazoa; Chordata; Mammalia; Carnivora; Felidae
Product: cytochrome c oxidase assembly factor 6 homolog
Exons: 3
Coding region: 95-409 (104 amino acids)
Biological process (GO): respiratory chain complex IV assembly
Cellular component (GO): respiratory chain complex IV; mitochondrion
Source: RefSeq, a predicted model, not a curated record